Rangifer tarandus platyrhynchus (Svalbard reindeer) is the source of this 996-nucleotide messenger RNA. The record is from the annotation of a GenBank genome assembly. NCBI's taxonomy places the organism in Eukaryota, Metazoa, Chordata, Mammalia, Artiodactyla, Cervidae.
AUGGGGUCAGCAGGCCUGGCUCGGCUGCAGGGGCUUUUCGCCAUCUACAAGCCCCCGGGGCUAAAAUGGAAGCAUCUACGGGAUACUGUGGAGCUGCAGCUUCUGAAAGGUCUAAAUGCUGGGAAGCCUCCUGCCCCUAAACAGCGUGUUCGCUUCCUGUUGGGCCCCGUGGAAGGCAGCGAAGAGAAGGAGCUGACCCUCACAGCCACCCGUGUGCCCACACUCAUCGACCAUCCCCUGGUUCGUGGACUCGCAUUCACCAGCCUAAAGGUUGGCGUGGGACACCGACUGGAUUCCCAGGCAUCUGGGGUGCUUGUGCUCGGCGUGGGACACGGACGCGGGCUCCUCACUGACAUGUACAACGCUCACCUCACCAAGGAUUACACCGUGCGCGGCGUCCUGGGCAAAGCCACAGACGACUUCUGUGAGGACGGGCGGCUGGUGGAGAAGACGACAUACGACCACGUGACCAGAGAGAAGUUGGACCGCAUCCUGGCUGUGAUCCAGGGUUCCCAUCAGAAGGCUUUGGUGACGUACUCCAACCUCGACCUACAGACCCAGGAGGCCUACGAGAUGGCCGUGAGCGGCGUGAUCCGGCCCAUGAACAAGUCCCCGAUGCUGAUCACUGGCAUCCGAUGCCUCCAGUUUGCACCUCCGGAAUUCCUCUUAGAGGUGCAGUGCAUGCAUGAGACACAGAAGCAGCUGCGAAGGCUGGUGCAUGAAAUCGGCCUGGAGCUGAAGAGCACCGCUGUCUGUACACAGGUGCGGCGGACACGAGACGGCUUCUUCACCCUGGAUGACGCCCUCCUGAGGACCCAGUGGGACCUACCGAGCAUCCAGGAUGCCAUCCAAGCUGCAGCACCCCGGGUGGUGGCAGAGCUGGAGAAGAGCUUAAGGCCUUGGCUGGGCACCCAGGAGCCCCCUGGUGCAGGCCAGCCCUGGGACUCCGAGAGGCCACGCUCUGCCUUGGGGCCAGAGAGCCAUGUGGGGCACUGA